AUGUCAACACUAACCUACUCGCCAUCCUUAGGCUUUGGCACUACUACAAAACUCGUGCCCACUUCUAAAAAUUACUCAAUAGAUAAUCCACUUAUUUUAGUAGUGAAAGUGAGAUCUCAACAACCAAAUCCUGGUAAACUUGCACCAGUGUUUGGUCCACUCGGAAUUUCGCCUAAAGUAAUCUCUCAGAGAAUUACUGAAUUGGUUCAGGCUUUGAAUUGGUCUGCUAAACAUAUUACUGUUAGAUUUAUUGUAAAAUCUAGGGAUAUGAUUGAUUUGGAAUUGGCAGAACAUUCGCCUCUAUUUGUUAUAUCAAAUUUAGGAGAGGCUCCAAGUGACAAACAAUAUCAUGUUGUUCAUGAUGGAAAUUUGACUUUUGAUCAAUUAAUUCAUAUAGCACAAACUAAGAAAUCUAGUAAAACAGCAAGAACAUUAACAGCAAAAGUAAAGGAAGUAUUAGGAACUUGUGUUAGUAUAGGAUGUAAAGUGAAUGGAGAAGAUCCUAGAGUUGUACUUUUACAAAUUAAUAAUGGAACAAGUCCUUUCAAAAUUCCAGAACCAAAAGAAUAA
Messenger RNA from Naegleria gruberi, 570 nucleotides. RefSeq lists its product as uncharacterized. The transcript has a single exon. Bases 1 to 570 code for a protein of 189 amino acids. Gene Ontology annotation, biological process: translation. Lineage: Eukaryota; Heterolobosea; Eutetramitea; Acrasida; Naegleriidae. Gene Ontology annotation, molecular function: structural constituent of ribosome; large ribosomal subunit rRNA binding. The record is from RefSeq and is a predicted model, not a curated record. Gene Ontology annotation, cellular component: cytosolic large ribosomal subunit; ribosome.